CUCGUAUUGUGCGGAAUUUUAUUUUUCUUCAGUAGCAUCAGCUUGCGUAUCGGGCCGAAUGUUAUUUUUCUUGAAAUUCUACUGAACUCGCAAAAUGAGUUUAGAACCAAAGUGUGUGUUUUGCAACAGUGAUAGUGAAAAUAAAAUCACGUUUUUCAAUCAUGACGUUUUGGAAAAAUGCAGACAUAUUUUGAAAAUUCGUGUGACUUGUAAGCUAAAGUAUAAUGAAGUUCAUUUACCGGGAUCACCGAAUAAAAUCGACGGGUACCAUACGAAUUGUUACAGUAAUUUCACUGCUGUUAAAAGGAAUUAUGUUGACAAAUAUAAUGCAUUGAAUUUACCAGAGCCUGAUCUCCCUAAUGACGAAUCAUCUUCUGCAAGUCAAGCUACACUGUAUUGUCAACCAAGCACGAGUUCGUCAGCUAAUAGUGAAUCGACUGCUUCGUCAUCUGAGAGUCAAAGUACACUGCCUUGUCAUUCCAGCACAAGUAACGAAAAUGUUCAAAACUUGGAAGAAGGAGUAGAUAGCGACAAUGUAGUUUGUUUUUUUUUGUGAUAAAUCGCGUAAAAUUCACAACUACAAAGUAGUUCCAAUUGUCAAAUGUGAUUGUAAAUUGCCAAUAUUAAUCGAAAAAAUCGUUACACAUGCCAUUGCUCUAAACGAUAAACAGAUAUUAACUAAAAUUGAAAAUGCCCGGUCGAAAAAUGUCAUUUCUUAUCACAAUAUGUGUAAAUUAAAUUAUUUUAAGCAAAUUGUAUCUAAACCUAUUCAAAAAUCAGAGUGGCAUGCUAUACGAGAUAUUCAUGUCAUAAUCGACAAUGAAAUUUAUGAUUUAAUAUCAAAUAAUACGAUAGCAAACAAGGAGUGCUAUUCAUUGAAAUAUCUUGUUGAGUAUGCCAAAAAUGCUUUGUAUAAGUUAGGUGUAGAUAAUUACGAAUCUUACGAAUCAAGCUUAACGAGCACUUAUUUGUUAGAGAAAUUAAAAAAAAAAUUGGCGAUGAGUUGCAAGUGAUAACGUUUUACAAUCACAAAAUUAUUGCAGCAAGAGACGGCUCUGUGAUUACAAGUUCAACUUUCAGCGACUGUGAGGAGCUGGAAGUAUUAGAGCGUGCGGCAUUUAUAUUAAAAAAAAAAACUGUUGUCGAUUAAAGCUCAGCCUUUGUCAGGAAAUAUAACAGCACAAGAUUUAAUGAAGGGGGAAUGCGAAAUCCCCGCUGAUCUUUCGCAGUUUUUACGGUCCGUGAUUUGCGGGAAUGAUCCAAGAACUUCAAAAAGUUGCAACUGUGCCCGCAAAGUUAAGUCUAUCGCGCAAGAUAUUAUUUAUGCAGUAAGCCACGGAAAAAUUAAAACUUCUAAGCACAUAACGCUUGGAAUGACAUUAAAAAGCAUAACAAGCAGUAGGAAAGUCAUAGAUAUAAUUAAUAAAUACGGACACUCCUGUAGUUAUAACAUUAUCGAGGAAUUAGAAACGGAAGCUACGUUUGCUUCUUGUAUUAAAUCGAGCAUUUGUCCCGAAGAUAUUCACUUAGCGCCUAAUUAUUGUACAGGACAAUUACGAUAGAUUCGUUGAAACUUGUAACGGCUCUGAUACCUUGCAUGAUACUGUAGGUAUCAUUUACCAAAAUAUUGAUGCAAAUAUUAGUAAUGUGCAAACGUGCGAAAUAGAACGUGCUGUAAAUGAGCCUCUCGCUAAAAGGAGACGGACGUUUGACGCUAUAUGUCCGGAUAUUCAAACUUACGCAAAAAAAAAACAAAAAUGACUGACAAAUUGCUGCCCAUUGAUAGCGAACUGCGUACAAUUAAUAACAGUAAUUACAAGUUUUACGAAAAGCUAGAUGUAAUGUGGGUUUUAUCUCAUCAUUUAAAAAUUGCAAACACGCCAAUGUGGGUUGGGUUUAAUAGUAAGAUCGUUGUAGAUGAAUCAAUGAAACAAAAAGUAUCAUACCUUACACCAAUCAAUGCCUCGCCGACAAAUAUUUCCGUUGUAUAUGAAACGAUGCGUCAAAGUCAACGUAUUGCCGAAGAGUUGCAACAACAAUAUAUUGAAGUCACUUACGAUUUAGCGAUAGCUAAAGUUGCUUAUCAAAUUCAAUCAGCUGAGCAUCCGCAAUUAAGUAAUUUAUUUAUUCAUCUUGGCGCAUUUCAUAUAAUGAUGGCGUAUUUUAAGGCUGUUGGAAAAUUUAUAAAUGAGUGCGGGCUCACUUAUAUUAUGGUAGAAAGCGGAUUAUUAGCUUCCGGUUCGGUUAAUGGCUUCAUCAGUGGAAAACAUUUUAACCGAUGUAAACGUUUACAUCCCUUAGUGUCGCUAGGUUUGCAGGUUUUAUUAUUUGAAGAUUUUGUAACGAAGCAAAAUAUCAGUAUAGAAGUAAGUGUAACCUCUAAAAUUACAAAUGCAACUCUCGAAAAAUUGUUAGAAGAUUUUUUAGAUUAUAAAAAAAAAGCAUUAAAUGGAGACUUCGGAAAAACGCCGCAGUACUAUGUUAAUUACAUUAAUUUUGUAGAUUAUUACUUAAUGUUUACGCGCAGCAUCCGCAUUGGUGAUUUUGCACUGUUCAAAGAAGUCAUUCCAAAAAUGGCUAAUUUGUUUUUUAUGUUCAAUCAAGGCAACUAUUCUCGGUGGUUAUUAAAAUACCACGACAAUUUAUUAAAAGUUGAGGAAACACAUCCAGAUUUAGGAAUUCAAUUUAAGAAUGGGUAUUUCGGUGUCAAAAGAACGAAUAAAAAGUUUUCUAGAAGUCCUGUAGAUUUGACACUUGAGCAAACAGUUAACGCGGAUGCUGCAAGACGAUUAACCGGUGUAACGCAUUUUACGAAUUCGAUUAAUGCUCGUCAAAGAUGGUCAAAAAGCCACAGCAUUCGAUCAACACUAAUAUCGUAUACCUACGAAGAAAUUGGUUUAAAAAAAGCGCAAGAUAUAACCGGCGAUGUGGAAAAACACCAGAUUAAGAAAGAUUCUGUUCAGUUACAAAACUUCAUUAAGUUAUUAAAACAAAAUUUUAAUACAUUUAAUUCUGAAAGUAUAGAAAGUAAUUUUUUGUAUAACAUUGCUACUGGACGAGCAGCUUCUGAAGAAGUUACCAACUUCUUAUUGAAAGCGGAACAAAAUGGCAAUGCAUUGAGAGAGAAAUUUAUUUCUGAAUGCGUAGAAUCGGGAGAUAGAUUUGAAGCUACAAUAAAACAAAACAAAAUACUCAAUUUUGCAAAUUCAACAGCAAAGAAAAAAAUACAAAUAAAUAAUAAAGUUCAAUAGGUGAGAUUGCAACGC
This is a messenger RNA of Nasonia vitripennis (jewel wasp), 3266 nucleotides long. RefSeq lists its product as uncharacterized. The transcript has 4 exons. Lineage: Eukaryota; Metazoa; Arthropoda; Insecta; Hymenoptera; Pteromalidae. The coding region runs from base 1719 to 3251 and encodes 510 amino acids. The record is from RefSeq and is a predicted model, not a curated record.